AUGUUGUCAAGUAGGGAAGCCCUUGUACUCGAUGUGGUAAAUCGACACGCCCCACUUAAAUCAGUCAGAGUUAAAUCUAUAAAGAAACCAUCGUGGCUUUUGGAUGAAAUUCUCACAGCAAUCAAAGGGCGCGAUCGGCUCAAGAAAGAGCUCGAAAAGGGGCGAAUCCAAAGAAUGUCUAUUAAGUCUGCUAGAAACAAAGUAGUAAGACUUAUUGAAAAAGCCAAAAAAGAAGCGGUUAUAAAUGAAAUAGACAACAGCAAAUUGAACUCCAGAGUCCUAUGGAAGACCUUGAAGAGCAUUUUCCCUACCAAAGCGAAACAGAUGAGUCGAAUAAACUGUCUAACCAAAGACGGAACCAGCUAUUCUUACCCAGAAGAAAUAUCCAACGUAUUCAAUGAGCAUUUUAUCUCUAUAUUGCUGAUAAUAUCAUUGAUAACACCAUCAAUACUGAGCCCGUUCUAG
Porites lobata is the source of this 465-nucleotide messenger RNA. Lineage: Eukaryota; Metazoa; Cnidaria; Anthozoa; Scleractinia; Poritidae. The record is from the annotation of a GenBank genome assembly.